ACGUCUGAGUUUGGGUUCAAGUCUUUCUGUGUCAAGGGCGCUCUGAAUCACACAGCGCGAAUAGCUCAGUAUGUUGCUUGAGUCAUCAGAGACUGAAUCACAGGGCUGCUAGGUCACUUUAGGUCAUGAGCAGUCUGACAAUAUAUAAGAAGUAACAGAGCGUAGUUUAACCCAUAUCACACCCACAGACAAGGCUGUGCACCCUGUAAUUCGUCUUGCAUGCAACACUCGUGACCAGGUGGGGUCAAGGCAGGGCCAAGUAACUGAAGAAACACAGAGGAGUACAUAUGUUCAAGAUGAACGGAACACAAUUGCUGCCAGAGAUGACAAGCGUCUUGUUGCUGGUCGUUCUGGCGUUGGUCUCACUGUGGUGGUUGUUGACACGACGGCCAGUAGGAGUACCUCCAGGACCAGGCUUUGCUCUUCCGGUGCUGGGUCAUCUGCAUCUUUUGAAGUCAGAUCCUCGUCAGCAGUUCACAACAUGGCGACGACAGUACGGUGACGUGUUCAGUCUGUAUAUGGGCAGCCAACUGGUAGUGGUCCUCAACGGCUACAAGGUCAUCAAGGACGCGCUGGUCAAACACGCCGACGCCUUCUCCGACAGACCUCACUUUCCGAUAGCAGAAUACCUCAAAAGUACAGGGGUAAUAGAAAGUUCGGGCCCUAUCUGGAAAGCACAGCGGAAGACUGCUUUGGAAAUAUUAAGAGGAUUUGGUUUUGGUAAGAAUAUCCUGGCUGAAAGGAUUCAGGAAGAGGUCACCGAGUACCUUAAGGCCAUCGCUGAGAAGAAAGGUCAGCCCCAAGAGCCUGGCCCGGAUGACCAGGUCAGCGUGUCUAACAACAUCUGCUCCAUCGUCUUUGGCAAACGUUUCGAGUAUGACGACCCUGUGUUUAACAGCUACAUGCACACUCUAGAGGAAAAUGCCAGAGAGGCCGGAUCAGCAUCAAUCGUGCAAACGUUUCCUUUUCUACGAUUCAUCCCUGGGGAUCCAUUUGGGGUCAGGAAAUUAUUUGAGAGUUUUGCUAGGAUUCUGAACACCUUUGUCAAGCCUUUCAUCGAGCGACACAUUGAAGACUACGACGAGAAUUGCGUGGAUGAUUUUAUCAGUGCGUAUCUCAGGGAGAUUGAGAAAGUGAAGCAGCAACCAGCGGCGGAGUUUAUCAACAAAAGGAAUUUGGGGAAACUUGUCUUUGACCUGUUCGGGGCUGGAACUGAGACGACAUCGACAUCAAUCCGCUGGAUCAUCGCACUCCUUCUUCACCACCCUGAAGUGCAGGACAAAUGUUACGAGGAGAUCCACAGAGUUGUCGGUACUGAGCGAGUGCCCACCAUUCACGACAGGCCUGCGAUGGUGUACCUGGAGGCCACCAUCUUGGAAGUCUUACGUUACGCCGACAUCGUGCCCUUAAGUUUGCCGCACUGCACCGCGAGUCACGUGGAACUCAGCGGAUACACGAUCCCAAAGGGCACAUUCGUCCUCCCGAAUCUUGAGUCUGUUCUGCACGAUCCGGAGACUUGGGGAGAUCCUGAAAACUUCAGGCCCGAGAGGUUCAUUGGACAAGAUGGGACAUUGCUUCGCUUUGAGGAACAUAUUCCGUUCUCCAUCGGAAGGAGAGUGUGUCUGGGAGAAGCGGUGGCAAGGAUGGAGCUAUUUCUGUACCUGGCCGCCAUGAUACAGCGCUUCCGCUUUCUGCUACCGGAAACUGGAGAACUGCCAUCUUUGCAGGGAACUCUGGGAAUUGCGCAUGCCCCAAAACAUUUCAUGGUGCGUGUUGUUGUCAGGGAAUUACAGACCCAGACGAUGUUCGGAAUAGAGUUUGUACCGGAGACGACAAGCUUCUUGUUGCUUGUCGUCCUGGCGUUGGUCUCACUGUGGUGGUUAUCAACACGACGGCCAGCAGGACUACCUCCAGGACCAGGCUUUGCUCUUCCGGUGCUGGGUCACAUGCACCUCCUCAAGCUCAAGUCAGAUCCUCGUCAGCUGUUCGCAGCAUGGAGACGACAGUACGGUGACGUGUUCAGUCUGUACGUGGGCAGCCGCCUGGUGGUGGUGCUCAACGGCUACAAGAGUUUGGCAUGGGAAAAAACAUUCUGGCUGAGAAAGAUUCAGGAGGAGGUCAAGGAGUAUAUCAAUGCCCUCGCCGAAAAGAAAGGUCAACCCCAAGACCUAGCCCGAAUAACCCAGGUCAGCGUGUCUAACAACAUCUGCUCCAUUGUCUUUGGCAAACGUUUUGAGUACGAGGAUCCUGUUUUCAAACGCUACAUACAAGCUUUAGAUGAAAACAUUCAAGCAGCAGGUACGACAUCUGUCUUUCAAACAUUUCCUGCUUUAAGACGUCUUCCUGGGGAUCCGUUUGGUAUUAGAAGAAUCUUUGAAAAUGUUAUCUUGAUGCUGAACACGCUCAUCAAACCUUUCAUCGACCGCCAUGUUAAAGACUACGACGAGAAUUCUGUAGAUGAUUUUAUCAGCGCCUAUCUGAGAGAGAUUGCGAAAGCGCAGCAAAAACCAACAGCUGAGUUUAUCAAUGAGAUAAACUUGCGGAAAGUUGUUUUCGAUUUGUUCGGGGCGGGAACCGAGACAACCUCGACAUCUAUCCGCUGGACCAUCGCCUACUUCCUUCACCACCCUGACGUGCAGGACAGGUGUUACGAGGAGAUCCACAGAGUUGUCGGUACUGAGCGAGCGCCCACCAUUCGCGACAGGACCCAGCUGGUCUACCUGGAGGCCACCAUCUUGGAAGUCUUGCGCUAUUCCAGCAUCGUGCCCUUCAGCGUACCUCAUAGCACUGCUACCAGGGUGGAGUUUAGUGGAUACACGAUUCCAAAGGGCACCACGAUUAUUCCUAAUCUGCACUCUGUCCUCCACGCCCCGGAAAUUUGGGGAGAUCCCGACGUCUUCCGCCCAGAACGGUUUAUCACAAACGAUGACAAACUGUUACGAUUUGAUGAACUUAUUCCGUUCUCUAUUGGACGACGAGUGUGUCUGGCGAGGCACUGGCGAGGAUGGAGCUGUACCUGUACCUGGCCGCCAUGAUACAGCGCUUCCGCUUCCUGCCACCGGAAACUGGAGAGCUGCCAUCUUUGCUAGGUUCUCUUGGAAUUGUAGAUGUUCCUAAACGCUACAUGGUUCGUGUUGUCUCCAGGGAAUGAGAAAGUGGCUCAGAAUCAAAGGAGUACAUUGUAACAAAUAAUUGACGAGUGAGAGACUACAGAACAAUGCCUGGAUGUAAGUGUGUGCAUGAAUGUGCGUAUAAGGAGAAAUAGGUUUUGGUUUGCUUUUUCAGACGCCUUUAAUUGCUAUAAGUUUCAAAUAAAAAGAAGUAAUCAAAGAAUACAUAGGAAUAUGUCAGUCGUUCAAUACUCAUAGUAUAGGUAAGUAGAAAUGUGAAAUUAAAGUGUGACUAUAGUAAUAUUAGAUAUUAUACAGAAUUUACAUUGUAUGAUUAAUUGAUAUAUAACUAUGUCAAUAACUGAUAUAUAACUAUGUAAAAGAAUAAAAAUAUAUUGUGUCUU
Messenger RNA from Pomacea canaliculata, 3514 nucleotides. Its product is annotated as cytochrome P450 2F3-like. Gene Ontology annotation, cellular component: intracellular membrane-bounded organelle; cytoplasm. NCBI's taxonomy places the organism in Eukaryota, Metazoa, Mollusca, Gastropoda, Architaenioglossa, Ampullariidae. Gene Ontology annotation, biological process: xenobiotic metabolic process. Gene Ontology annotation, molecular function: oxidoreductase activity, acting on paired donors, with incorporation or reduction of molecular oxygen, reduced flavin or flavoprotein as one donor, and incorporation of one atom of oxygen; iron ion binding; heme binding. The record is from RefSeq and is a predicted model, not a curated record.